Molecule: messenger RNA, 2091 nt
Organism: Nomascus leucogenys (northern white-cheeked gibbon)
Lineage: Eukaryota; Metazoa; Chordata; Mammalia; Primates; Hylobatidae
Product: golgin subfamily A member 2
Exons: 13
Biological process (GO): spindle assembly; Golgi organization
Cellular component (GO): Golgi cisterna membrane; Golgi apparatus; cis-Golgi network
Source: RefSeq, a predicted model, not a curated record
AUGAACAGCACUCAGCUGUGCGAGCGUGUAUAUUUCAGCCCAGGCAGGCGAGUCUGGGAGCCCUGGCGCACGCGGGGUCCGCGCCCCGGCUGGGUCGGUUGCACCGCAGCGAGCAACGCCGUCCCCUACCUGGGUGGGAAAUCCGCUGGCGGCCGCCUCCGGAUGCAGGCAGAGCAGCGUCCGCCCCGGCAGCCCCGCCUGAUCAUGGGCGUCGUCUCGCUGUCUCCACCCCGCCUAGGGCGAGGGGGCGCUGUGGACUCCACAUGCCCUUCCACCCACUCUGAACUAGGAUGCGUCAGAGGGCUAGACGCAAGUUCCCGGGAAGGGGAAUCCUCUGAUCACGCCGCCCCCAAAGUAUCGUCGAUCAUGGGUGCUGUUCGACUGCUUUGUUCUCGUUUGCCUCAUCAGGAACUGAAAAGAACCUACCUGGCCAGCGUGGGGAGGAGGAAAGCCUGCCAGGCUUGGCGAGUUCUGGAAGAGCCUUCCCUUUUCUCCAUCGGGCUCAUCCUCCAUCAUGAGGUCUUCAGCUGGACUCCUCACUCUCUCGCUGCCGUCAAUGCCCUGCGCUCCAGCUCCCUGCCUCUUCCCUGGCUGGGGCCUCCGCCGACUCGCACCUGGACCACCCGCAAGGACUUCAACUUCUCAGGCUCCUUGAGUCGUUUCUCAACAUGUGAUGGAGUGGCUGCAGUAUCUACAAAUGGAGAGACGAGUAUGCUGAGUAUCUCCAUGGAGAGCAUGCCACGUGUGGCAGAGGAUGCAGGAGAUUUUGGAGCAGUUCGCACAUUGAAGGAGGAGAAGAAGCAUGACAUGCGUCAGGUAGAGGAGCUGGAGACAAGUUUGGCUCCACUAAGACGGCAAGUCUUCUGAACCCUACACCCGGAGCCCCCAGCAGGACCCUCGGAGGUGGAGCAGCAGCUACAAGCCAAGGUCAAGCACCUGCAAAAGGAGCUGGAGAGUCUGGCAGGACAGCUCCAAGCCCAGGUGGAAGCCAACGAGGGCUUGAGUCAGCUGAACUGGGAGCAGGAGGAGAGGCUGCGGGAGCAGAAAGCAGAGCUCUGGGAGAAGCAGGGAGAGGCGGGCAGGUCCUCCGUGCAGAACGACCGCACCACCAUCAGCCACGCGCUCUCCCAGAAUCACCAGCUGGAGGAGCAGCUGGCCAAGGUGAAGCAGAUGGGACCUGGGCAGGUGACAGAGCCCCACAGUGCCCUCUCUACCCUAUUAAUGGGCCCAGAAUCUGGAAGCCAGCCACUAGCUGCCCUCAUGCCCAAGGGCUUCCUGCAGGUGGAGCUGGAGAGCCAAGAGGCUCAGAGUCUGCAGCGGCAGCGAGACCAGUACCUGAGUCACCUGCAGCAGCACGUGGCUGCCUAUCAGCAGGUGACCUCUGAGAAGGAGGCGCUGCACAGGGAGUUACUGCUGCAGACCCAGCUCGUGGAUCAGCUGCAGCAGCAGGAAGCUCAGGGCAAAGCAGUGGCCGAGAUGGCCCGCCAAGAGCUGCAGGAGACUCAGGCAAGGGAGUUAUGCCUGGAAUCUACCAGCCAGCAGAACCAGCAGUUACAGUCCCAGAUGAGCCUCAUGGCUCUCCCUGGGAAAGGUACAGGACACCACUCAGAGAAAGAGGAGAGAGAGGAGGAGGAGGCACCUCAGCCCAUGCCGAGCAUCUUGGAGGACCUGGAGAGCCGGGAGGCCAUGGUGGCCUUUUUAAACUCGGCUUUAGUCAGUGCCAAGGAGGAAUAGCAGGCACAGCUAUGUGGGCAGCUGAAAGAGCAAAGGGUGUGCUGCCAGCGCCUGGCUCACCCAGUGGCCUUGGCCCAGAAGGAGCCAGAGGUGGCUGCCCCAACCCCAGGGACUGGGGGCGAUUCUGCAUGUGGGGAGAUCCACCGGGUUUUCACCAUGGUAUGGACAGUGGAUUUGCAGGUGGAGAAGACAAAAUUUAUGUUUACGAUCAAGCCUGGAGAGGUGGUAAAUAAAGAUAUGGUCCAGAGUAUUUAUAGGUCCAGUAAAAAUCUGGACAAAGACAUGUAUGAUGAUUACCUAGAAGCCAGAAUAAAGACCAACAGAUUUGUUCCCAACAAGGAGUUUUUCAGACCAUAG